UCUGAGGUGUGCGAGACAGGUCCUCUUGGCAUAGGGUGCUCUCCCCUCAAGUCAGGCGCGCUCACGGAACUUGCACGCUGCGCAGAUAUAGGCCUCGCGAGCAACACGCUGAUAACAGCAGCAGCAGUUCGAAUCAGAAUCCCCCGGGUUUUUUUUGCUGUGGUGCGCACCAAGUACCUCGAAAAGGACCCACGUACUGCUGUACGUACUCGGUGGCACCACCACCGGACAAUAGCCCGGCGGUCGCCUCAGCGGCUGCGGAUAGAGGGAAGGAAAGCAGUUAUCAUGUGGAUGCUGUCGAACUGAGGAGGCAGCCACCGGACCGCGCGAUUUGUAUCGACGAGACGUUGGGGUGCCAUGGAUCAGCAGCAGCAGGCGGCAGGCGGCGGUUGUGAGGAAGCCGCCGCCGGCGAGGAAACAGCGGUAGCACCAGCAGCACCAGCAGCAGCCGGAGAGAGCGGCAUGACGCCCUUCCUCAUGGCGGUCAGAAGCGGCACGGGGCAGGCGAUCGUGCGCCUGGUGGAAAACGUCGGCGACGGCGUCCUUGGCGACAGCACCCCCGACGGCGCGUCCUGCCUGCACCUGGCAGCCGAGCGGCGGGGGGAUGGCAUUGUCCGCCUCAUACUGGACACAUGGAGAGCGGGGCGGCUGCUGCCGCACGUCGAUGCUCGGGAUCGGCAAGGGUUUUCGCCCUUGCACGUGGCGUGCAUGCAUGGGAAUGUGGAGGAAGCGACGGAUCUGCUCAGGCGGGGAGCGGCUGUCGGGGCCAAGAACGAGCGAGGCUCGACCCCGCUGCAUUGGGCGGCGAGCCGCGGACACUCGAGGGUGAGAACCCGAGGUCGUGGGAAUCUUGCCAAACGCCUGCCCCCCGACACCGCUCCACUGCUAAUGAAACAGAUCGUCAAGCUAUUGGCUGGUGUGUACGGUGCGGAGGCGGCGGUGCCCGCGGGGAACGGGUCCACCCCCCUCCACUGGGCGGCUUCGAAGGGCAGGCGCGGGGUGAUGAAGGUUCUUCUCGGAACUUUCUGCGUGCCGGUGGGAAUAAUCCUCUCUCGUUGUAUUCUGUCUCUCUCUCGGUCUCUGUCUCUGUCUGUCUGUUUGUCUGUCGAUUGGUCGGUCUUGUUUGGGUGCGGUAGCUCGUAA
This is a messenger RNA of Ectocarpus sp. CCAP 1310/34, 1143 nucleotides long. The record is from the annotation of a GenBank genome assembly. NCBI's taxonomy places the organism in Eukaryota, Phaeophyceae, Ectocarpales, Ectocarpaceae.